This is a messenger RNA of Aplosporella prunicola CBS 121167, 321 nucleotides long. RefSeq lists its product as uncharacterized. Gene Ontology annotation, cellular component: mitochondrial outer membrane. The transcript is spliced from 2 exons. Lineage: Eukaryota; Fungi; Ascomycota; Dothideomycetes; Botryosphaeriales; Aplosporellaceae. Gene Ontology annotation, biological process: mitochondrial outer membrane translocase complex assembly; protein insertion into mitochondrial outer membrane. The record is from RefSeq and is a predicted model, not a curated record. The coding region runs from base 1 to 321 and encodes 106 amino acids.
AUGUCUGUCACCGACUCGACCUCCUUUGUCGUCCCCUCGGCCGAAUCCGACGACGAUAUUGACUCGCUGCCCUCCGAGCCCACCACCGAGAGCCUCGACUACGAAAACGAUGCCGAGCGCGAGUGGAACGAGAGCCUGCAGCAGCUCGAGCUCCUGCUGACCAUGGUCGUGGUCCCCUACCUCGGAAAGUACUUUGGCCGGAAAUGCGCAUAUUGGGGCUGGGCCAAGUUCAUGGAGUGGAAGUACCCCGUCCAGAUCACCGUUACCAGCCCCGCCGCCUUCAAGGGCGCUGGUGUCGUCGAGGCCGCCGCGCCAUUGUGA